Molecule: messenger RNA, 1499 nt
Organism: Clupea harengus (Atlantic herring)
Lineage: Eukaryota; Metazoa; Chordata; Actinopteri; Clupeiformes; Clupeidae
Gene: snai3
Product: snail family zinc finger 3
Biological process (GO): regulation of DNA-templated transcription
Molecular function (GO): DNA-binding transcription factor activity, RNA polymerase II-specific; RNA polymerase II cis-regulatory region sequence-specific DNA binding
Source: RefSeq, a predicted model, not a curated record
GGGGCCAAGACAGCCUCUCAGCAUCAGCUAUUUAUUCAACAGGCCAUCCCUCUCCAUGAACUCUCAUUCUAACAUUCUUCCGUUGCCGUGUGUGUGUCGUUGUGAAUGACAGGGUUCGCUUGAUAUUUCACAUACACGGGCUAUACUGUAAGAUGCCACGGUCUUUCUUGGUGAAGAAACAUCUCCCAUAUAAGAAGCCAAACUAUGGUAUGCUGGAUUCAAAGGAACACGAACUUCACGUCAGUCUGCCUGAGUCCCCCUGCAGUGUUUCAAGUCCGCAGCAGUCCACUCUGUUCUGGGAAACUGAACCAUGUCUCAUGGCCUCCACACCGAACACUCUCACACAGAUGGACUUCUUCCACACACCGGUGUCCAAAACACAGCCCUCACAAACCCCCAGUGUGCCCUCAGAGAGCCCAGAGCGAGAGCACACCUUCCCCGUUCAAGCUGCUUUUCACCCCUUCAGGGAUUCUCACAAACCUCUGGACACCCUGAGGCCCGCGGAUCUCCAGCAGUUCCACCAGAUGCAGGAGCUCCGCGUUGCGGGAGAACUGGUACCCAGCAGUCCUGCAACACUCCUUGGGAUACCUGGUCCCAGCAGUCAGGAGCGCUUCGAGUGCUUCGACUGUCACAAGGCCUACUUCACCUUCUCUGGCUUGGCCAAGCAUCGGCAGCUGCACUGCGAGUGGCAGUGUCACAAGUUCUUCAGCUGCAAGUAUUGCGACAAGGAGUAUGUGAGCCUGGGCGCCUUGAAAAUGCACAUACGCACACACACGCUGCCUUGUGUUUGCAAGCUCUGCGGGAAGGCCUUCUCCAGGCCAUGGCUACUACAGGGGCAUAUUCGGACACACACAGGAGAGAAGCCCUUCUCUUGUCCCCACUGCAGUCGAGCCUUCGCCGACCGUUCAAACCUGCGCGCACACCUGCAGACGCACUCGGACAUUAAGAAGUACCAGUGCAGGAGCUGCUCAAAGACCUUCUCCAGGAUUUCCCUUUUGUCCAAACACGAAGAGGCGGGAUGCUGUCCUAUGUCCUGAUAUACAGUCUAGUCCUGCUUCAUCCACUUAAAAACAAGCCAAAGACUUCUUAGCACCUCAACAUAGAGGAUUAUGGAGGGACACUUUAAGGGACUCAAAGAGUUCAAGUCCAGUGGUGAUGAGACAGAAGCCAACUUCUGGUUUCCUUCCUGUAAAACCUGCAGGUAUUAUAAAAUUCAGGGCUGUAUACUGAGCGACUGCAUAUGCCCACAACUGUGGGACAGUGGGCGUAUGUAGGACUACUUCUGUGUAAGCUACAAAGGCAUCUUGUGUGUGUGUAUAUGUUUUUAAUGACAUAUAGUGAUGCAACAAUAAUGCAUGCUUUUGAUAUACUUGAAACUCACAGAAGCGUUUAUGUCAUUUCGUAUGGAUUAACUGUUGCGCUAUUUGUUGAGAGUAAUGGCACUUGUUUUGUAUGAUUUCUAUUUAGAAACUGUAAUAAAUGCAUAUUUUUGUAUAAUG